UCAUUUCCUGGGUUCAUCAGCUCGAAAAAGCUCUCGCCUUUUGCUUCAACAUGAUUGAGUUGUUCUUGUGGAUUAGCUUGAUCUGUUGUUACUUUUAACUCUAUGCAUGAUUGAUUCCUUGUUUUUAAGAUGUUUCCCAUCGAGGGUUUGAUCAAAAGAGACGAUCUUUACUCUGUUUCAAGUAAAGGGCUUUUGAUGGUUCAUCUUAAUCUGUGUGAGGAGGUGUUUGUUUCUUAUGACGGGGAAGAGAUCUAAGAUAACUUGCAGAUCUGCUUCGCACAAGCUGUUCAAGGAUAAAGCCAAGAACCGCGUUGAUGAUUUGCAAGGGAUGCUUUUGGAUCUCCAGUUUGCGAGGAAAGAGAGCAGGGGUGUUGAUGUCACGCUUCUUGAGGAGCAAGUCAAUCAGAUGCUCCGUGAGUGGAAGUCUGAGCUCAACGAGCCUUCUCCAGCUUCAUCCUUGCAACAAGAACAGGGUGGUACUCUGGGAUCUUUCUCAACAGACAUUUGCCGGCUGCUGCAGCUCUGUGAUGAGGAAGAUGAUGCAACCAGCAAGUUAGCUCCACCCAAGCCUGAGCCUACUGAUCAGAAUCUCGAAGCUGGAAAAGCUGCUGUCUUCCAAAGGGGAUACAAUUUGGUCCAGGAGAAAUCAGAACAUGGAUUUUCAUUGGCUGAUGAUCAUGGCAAAGACCCUUGCUUAGUAGUUGGCAACAACUUCGACGGAACCGCUCAUUUGGAUUACAAUCAGUACGAUCUGCAACAAGAGUUUGAGCCAAACUUCAACGGUGGUUUCAACGAUUGUCCCACUUAUGGACCUUUACACAUCUCUGCUUUCAUCCCAACGAUCUGCCCUCCACCAUCUGCCUUCUUGGGUCCAAAAUGUGCUCUUUGGGAUUGCCCUAGGCCUGCUCAAGGGUUCGACUGGUUCCAGGAUUACUGCAGCAGCUUCCACGCUGCGCUUGCUUUCAACGAAGGCCCACCAGGGAUGAAUCCCGUCGUGCGUCCUGGUGGCAUUGGCUUGAAAGACGGUCUGCUUUUUGCAGCUCUAAGCGCCAAAGCUGGAGGGAAAGAUGUCGGUAUCCCCGAGUGUGAAGGAGCUGCAACUGCUAAAUCUCCUUGGAAUGCUCCUGAGCUCUUUGAUCUCACGGUUCUAGAGAGUGAGACACUAAGGGAGUGGCUGUUCUUCGACAAGCCGAGGAGAGCCUUUGAGAGCGGGAACAGAAAGCAAAGAUCCUUACCGGAUUACAACGGUCGCGGCUGGCACGAGUCGCGCAAACAGAUCAUGAGCGAGUUCGGAGGGCUGAAGAGGUCUUACUACAUGGAUCCACAGCCUCUGCACCAUUUCGAAUGGCAUCUUUACGAGUACGAGAUCAACAAGUGCGACGCUUGUGCCUUGUACAGGCUCGAGCUCAAGCUCGUUGUUGAUGGGAAGAAGAACUCAAAGGGAAAAUUAUCAACUGACUCGGUUGCUGAUCUGCAGAAACAGAUGGGAAGACUCACUGCUGAGUUCCCUCAAGAGAAUGUCAACAACAAACGCUGCAUCAAAGGAAGGCCAAAAGUGAACACAAAAGUGGCAGCCACUACCACAGGGAAUGUUCAGAACACAGUAGUAGAGCAGGGGAAUGAGUAUGGAGUAGGUGAAGAGUUUAACUAUCUUGUCGGAAAUCUAACCGACUAUUAUCUUCCCUGAGAAACGAAACAAACAAAACACUGUUGCUUACUAUUUAAACCAGGCAGCAGAAGAAGAAGCUUCUACAUCUUGUAGGGCAGGUUAUGGAUUUUUCUUUUCUUUUUAUCUUAUGACUAUAAUCAUCUCUAUAUCCAUGGAGAUUACUAUGUGUAUAUAUAACAAGAAAGGGGAUGCAGAAGAAGACUGUCAUGGAGUUUGAGAGAGCUUGUUUCUUCUAACCACAAGUAAAAGUUGAGAAGGAGACUGCUUUUUUUUUUUUAAAGAUUCAGUCUAUGGAAGGUGACAUUCCGGUUUAUAUGUAUUUUGAUGCAUUUUCGAAUGCAGAUGACGAGUUAUGUAACCGUUUUGGUUAUCGUUUUAUUGUGUUCUUAUACAGUCCGAAACUUGAAUGA
Brassica oleracea var. oleracea is the source of this 2079-nucleotide messenger RNA. Its product is annotated as transcription factor VOZ1. Gene Ontology annotation, biological process: regulation of DNA-templated transcription; positive regulation of long-day photoperiodism, flowering. NCBI's taxonomy places the organism in Eukaryota, Viridiplantae, Streptophyta, Magnoliopsida, Brassicales, Brassicaceae. The record is from RefSeq and is a predicted model, not a curated record. Bases 236 to 1687 code for a protein of 483 amino acids. The transcript has 5 exons.